AAACACUGAGCUCAUAUGCACGGUUAACAUGGCUGAGGAGAGAUGAUCAUUUUUUACUUUUAAAAGAAGCUACCAAAACAAACAUUAACUAUAUACUGUACCUUUUCAAGGAAUUUCUGACAGUUUAGGAAUUUAAGUUUUCUAGGGUUAGCAAAUAAACGCCAAGUCAGCGGCAGAAUGAGUAAUAUUUACAUUCAAGAACCACCAACAAAUGGAAAGGUCCUGUUGAAGACGACAGCAGGUGACAUUGACAUCGAGCUGUGGUCCAAGGAGGCUCCUAAAGCAUGCAGGAACUUUGUGCAACUGUGCAUGGAAGGUUACUACGAUGGCACAAUUUUCCACAGAGUGGUGCCGGAGUUCAUUAUCCAAGGCGGGGAUCCAACUGGAACAGGGGAAGGUGGAGAGUCCAUCUACGGCCGACCCUUUAAGGAUGAGUUUCACUCCAGGUUGCGCUUCAACCGUAGAGGCCUGGUUGCCAUGGCGAACGCCGGGCCUCACGACAACGGCAGCCAGUUCUUCUUCACCUUGGGACGCGCCGACGAGCUCAACAACAAACACACCAUAUUUGGAAAGGUCGCUGGAGACACCAUUUAUAACAUCCUCAGAUUAGCAGAAGUGGAAUGUGACUGUAACGAGAGACCACUGAAUCCCCACAAGAUAAAGAACGCUGAGGUUCUCCAUUCUCCUUUCGAUGACAUCGUACCUCGUGAAACAAAGAAAUCUAAGAAGGACAAAGACAAAGAGGAGGGAAAGAAGUCACAGUCUAAAGCCACCAAGAACUUCAGCCUUUUGUCGUUUGGGGAGGAAGCGGAAGAAGAAGAGGAGAUGGUGAACCAAGUCAGCCAGACGUUAAAGGGAAAAAGCAAAAGCAGCCACGACCUCCUGAAAGAUGAUCCCAGACUGAGCUCUGUUCCAGCAGUCGAUAAGAAAACACCUGGAGACACGGCAGACUCAGACGACGAGAUCGAGGAGGACGAGGGAGCUGAUGGAGACUACGACUCGGAUCAGAAGGAGAGGAUGAGAGACGCCGUCAGCAAAAAGCUGAAGAAGGAAAAGGGUGACGAGAAAACGACGGAGCCCCGUGAAGAAGAGAGAGGGAAGAAGGCCAGCCGCAGUGAGGAAUUGCGAAAAGAGGCGCGACAGCUGAAGAAGGAACUGCUGGCCAUAAAGCAGAGGAAAGAAGAAAGUUUAAAACCUCCAGCACCAGAGGAAGUCAAAGAGGAAGAUAAGAAGCCGGCCAAUGAGGCCGUGGCCGAGUACCUGGAGGGAAGAAAGAAGUACGAAGAGCUCAAGAAACAAAAACACAAGAAAGGCUCCACCAGAGAAGAACAGACUCUGGCCCUGCUCAAUCGCUUCAAGUCCAAACUGUCGUCGGCCAUCACUGACGCUCCAGAGGAGGAGGAUGAUGUGGAGGAGCUGGCAGAGGAUGACGACAAAGGAUGGAUGGGCCACGUUCUGCAGUUUGAUGAGCAAAGCAGGAAAGUCAAGGAUGCCAACAUGCAGGACGAGGACACGUUCGAGAUCUACGACCCGAGGAACCCCGUCAACAAACGCAGGAGAGAGGAGAGCAAGAAGAUCAUGAAGGAGAAGAAGGCCAAGAGGUGAGGGUCACGGGGUCGGAGGUCGCGUCCUAACCACGCCAUGUGGCUGAAAGGCUGGUCGCACGGCAUCCGGGCUCCAUCCGCUCCCUUUGUCUCCGCUUUGUCCAACGGUCUCCUGGCUUGAACAUCUGGAUCGAGGACGCCGACCUGAGUGCGUUCACCCUCCUUGUAAUCUUGGACGGCUUUCUUCGCUCGGAACAGCUGCAGCCAGAGAAACGCUCAUCAGGAGGAAGACUGUGGUCGUAGUAUAAAGAUUAGACGAUUUUCGUGUACUGUUAACAUGUUUUUGGGACUUUUUACUUUCACUUUGUGUUGUUCCGCAGCUGGAAUGUAAACGUUAAAGUUUGCCAGAAAAAUAAACUUCAUUAAUAAAAGGUC
Messenger RNA from Mugil cephalus (flathead mullet), 1979 nucleotides. RefSeq names its product CWC27 spliceosome associated cyclophilin (gene cwc27). Gene Ontology annotation, cellular component: catalytic step 2 spliceosome. Gene Ontology annotation, molecular function: peptidyl-prolyl cis-trans isomerase activity. Lineage: Eukaryota; Metazoa; Chordata; Actinopteri; Mugiliformes; Mugilidae. Gene Ontology annotation, biological process: protein peptidyl-prolyl isomerization; protein folding. The record is from RefSeq and is a predicted model, not a curated record. The transcript has 14 exons. The coding region runs from base 178 to 1605 and encodes 475 amino acids.